ACUCUGAAUGUUUUAUCUUUCGGGUGCAAUCAGAUCAAAACUAUCUAUUACCUAAAUGAACAUAAUGUUGAAUAUGAUUUACUUAUUUUUUCUAGAUACGAACGUUUAUUAAGAAGAGCCAAGGCGGAAGAUUUAACAGAAGUUUCCGGUAUUGGUUGUCUUUACCAAAGUGGUGUUGAUAGAUUAGGAAGACCGGUGGUUGUUUUUAUUGGAAAAUGGUUUCCUUUUAAUAAAAUUAACUUAGAUAAGGCUUUAUUAUAUUUGAUAGCUUUACUUGACCCAAUAGUAAAAGGUGAUUACGUGAUCGCCUAUUUUCAUACCUUAACAACAAGUAGUAAUUACCCAUCGUUUUCGUGGUUGCGCGAAGUCUACAACAUACUCCCGUACAAAUACAAGAAAAAUUUAAAGGCCUUCUACAUCAUUCACCCGACGUUUUGGACUAAAAUGAUGUCGUGGUGGUUCACUACGUUUAUGGCACCAGCGAUUAAACAAAAAGUUCACAGUCUUCAAGGCGUUGAAUAUUUAUAUUCGGUUAUGUCGCCCGACCAAUUGGAAAUACCGGCGUACAUCACCGAAUAUGAUAUGUCUAUAAAUGGUUUAAGAUAUUUCCAACCAGGUGCACCAACGUAAGUAAUCCUUUUUUAAGAAGAAAAUGAUUCGUGUUUAAAAAACUAUCGCAAAUAAGUAAAACAAAAAAAUUAAGGAAAUUUUGUGAAUAAAAGUGAUACCUUCUUGCAAUAUAUUUCGUAGCGUGAUCGUUCGAAUCGUUAAAAGACUUGAACUAAUGCGCUGUGCCAACCUCCUUUGUGUAACGAAAAAAAAGAUAUAAAAAAAUACUUACAUAAAUCUUGUGCAAAAGGAGAACUAAAAAAAAAAAAUAAUAAAAAUUUGUUAGAGUUGUAGUUUGACCAUCACAUUCCUAUUAAAAAAAAAUAAUAUCUCGAUUUUUAAAAUUGAUUUUGUUGAGAUCAUCUAGACGUAGUAGUUGUUGGUAGUGUUGUAGAUGUUUUUUAGGCGAUAAUCUAAUCGAGAGGAUACGCUUUGUUUUUGGGGCGGGAGAGAGAGGGUCUUUAUUGUUGUUGUUGUAAAAAUAAAUAAAAUAGAAUUUGCUUUCGGUAUAAACUAAGAAAUAAAAAAUAAAAUGAAAAAAUUAUGAAAGGGGUAAGCGUACAAAAAAUAAAAAUAUACAAAGACGAUAAUGUUGAUUAUUGUAUCCCAUUGCGUUUUUUUUAAAUUCUAUUAUUCCAACUUUAUUGUCUUAUAAACGUUUUUUAAAGUAUGAUUGUAUGUUUGCACUUCCGUGUAGUUUAUUAUUAGAUUAUAUUUAAACUAAUUUUUGUUAUUAAUAAAUAUAUAGAUUUUUGUAUAAGAUUCCAAGAAUUAUUAAAAGCAAUAUUUAUUGUACUAAUGUAAAAAUAAGAACAAAAUUAUGUAUACAUAUAAAUACGUUAAUUAAAGCCAUGCCGAAAUGGAAAAAAAAAUAAACAAUGUAAUAUAUAAAACUAUACCUACAAUUCUUAUGCAGAGUGAGUUGUUGACAUGUCUUAAUUUUAUAACAAUCGUGAAAGUUGAAAAAUAAAAAAAUGUUGUUCACCCUAA
Messenger RNA from Onthophagus taurus, 1599 nucleotides. The record is from RefSeq and is a predicted model, not a curated record. NCBI's taxonomy places the organism in Eukaryota, Metazoa, Arthropoda, Insecta, Coleoptera, Scarabaeidae.